Molecule: messenger RNA, 765 nt
Organism: Exophiala spinifera
Lineage: Eukaryota; Fungi; Ascomycota; Eurotiomycetes; Chaetothyriales; Herpotrichiellaceae
Product: ribulose-phosphate 3-epimerase
Exons: 3
Coding region: 1-765 (254 amino acids)
Biological process (GO): pentose-phosphate shunt, non-oxidative branch; carbohydrate metabolic process; pentose-phosphate shunt
Cellular component (GO): cytosol
Molecular function (GO): D-ribulose-phosphate 3-epimerase activity; metal ion binding
Source: RefSeq, a predicted model, not a curated record
AUGUCUCCCCCAGCAAUUAUAGCCCCGUCGAUAUUGAGUGCCGACUUUGGCGCGCUGGGAGGAGCAUGUUCAAGAACCAUGGAACAAGGGGCCGACUGGCUUCAUGUGGACAUUAUGGACGGGCAUUUCGUGCCAAACAUGACCUUUGGAGCUCCCGUUGUCUCCAUGAUUCGCACACAUGUCGAUCGGCCCAAGACCGCUGGAGGAAGAGGCACGUUUGAUUGCCACAUGAUGAUCGCAGAGCCGCAUCGGUGGGCUGCCACAUUCCGCGACGCGGGAUGCGAUCUGUACUGCUUCCACUACGAGGCAGCCGUAACGUCCGUCGCGGCUACAGAACCUGCCGACAAAACCACCACACGCAAGACGUCCCCGAAAGAACUGAUAAAGUAUAUCCACGAUCUGGGCAUGCAGGCCGGCAUUGCCAUCAAACCAGACACGAGUGUAGACGUGCUGUGGGACAUCUUGGAGAAUGAAAAUGCCGCAGAACGACCGGAUAUGGUACUCGUUAUGACGGUUCAUCCUGGAUUUGGCGGCCAGAAGUUCAUGGCCAGCGAGCUACCCAAGGUGUCCGCGCUUCGCAAGAAGUACCCCGAGAUGAACAUCGAGGUGGACGGUGGGUUGGGUGAAUCUACGAUAGAUCAAGCGGCAGAUGCUGGGGCCAAUGUUAUUGUUGCUGGGAGUGCUGUGUUUGGGGCCAAGGAUCCAGGUCAAGUCAUCAGCGCUCUGCGGGAGGCUGUAGAGAAGAGAAGAGGAGGGAAGUUAUAG